Messenger RNA from Parasteatoda tepidariorum (common house spider), 2244 nucleotides. NCBI's taxonomy places the organism in Eukaryota, Metazoa, Arthropoda, Arachnida, Araneae, Theridiidae. The record is from RefSeq and is a predicted model, not a curated record.
AUGCAAACAAGCGGUGCACCACAAGAUCCUUUCGAAUCGUUUAAUAAAAUAUCACACAAUGAUGAUGAUAUUGAUAAUGGAUUCUUGCAUGUAGGGACUAAGCACAUACCCUUUUUGCUGUCAUCUUGUACGACAUUUGAUACAGCGAAGAUCUUCUCUAAAUUACUCGCCAACAACAACUGGAAGACUCCACGAGUAGUUUUAUUUUUAGAUGCCAGCACUGAAGAAAUGCUUGAUACAUCGGAGGAAUGUCGUUUGUUGGGACAUCUCCUAAUAAAAGGUUUAAUGUCGACUUUAAACACUACUGAAACAUGGUUAUGCACGAAUGGGUUAGAUGAAGGGUUCACAAGUGAGUUGGGUGAGGCUUUCAAAAAUGAAAUCUCGAGACGAAAAGUAUUCUUCAGGCAAAAAAACAGAUACGCUUUUCCCGAAGCAGCUUUGAUUGGCAUCCAUAGAUUGGACGCCUUGAGAAUAUCUGAAAAAAUUGAGUUUAUGAGGGAGGAUUUAGAAAAACAGCAAGGCUUGAAAAAAGACAUAAAUGAAAACUUUGACUGCUAUGUAUUUUUGAAGGAUGCUCACAAAGUGAAGCAAGGGGUCUCAAACUUUAUGUUGAGUUUUUUAAGUCAUAUCAGCGAAGGUCGUAUUUCUUUGAAUGAUGACUCACGGGAAGACAUUUCAAGGAAGAAAAUUCCUGUCGUAGUCAUAUUAUUCCAUGGCGAGUUAAAUGAUAUGGACAUGAUUUUGGGACUCAUUAAAAAAGGCUUGCCAUUGAUAGUGAUGAAAGGCAGUGGUGGACUGGCUGAUUUGAUAUCUUUCACAUACAGCCAAAUUCGAAAUUUUCAUGACUCUAUUAACCUUGGCGAAUAUUGUGAGACAGUGAUAAAACCUCUUUUUUUAGAGCAAUGGGAUAAGCUUUGUCCUGAUGGAUCCCUUAGUAAAACAUUAAAACAAGAAAUUUUCAUGAAAAUAAUAAACUGUAUUCGAUGUUCUUAUCAACAUGGUAGAGAAACCAUAACAGUUCUUAAUCGUUUUGAUUUGGAAGAUGACUCAAUUCCUUUAAAUUCUUAUUUGCUAAAGGCUUCCUUUAAUUCCCGCCCAGAUGAUUUUAUCUUUGAUUCGCAUAACAUGAGAGAAGAUUUGUUGUUAACUAUGAAUUGGAAUAAUCCCGAUGUUGCCAAGUCUGAAAUACUUUAUAAGGAUAAUGGUUUUAAAAUUGAUAAUGAGAUAUUUUUUAAGUGUCUAGUCAAACCAGAAAGAGAACAAUUUAUAGCCAUGUUUCUUAAAAAUGGUUUUAAAGUUCGGAAAUUUAUCAAUAGUCAAGUUUUAUCAAGUUUGUUUCAAAACUCCCUGAAAGAAAUGUUUUUUAGAUCUGUUGUAUGGGAAACUAUAUUUGGAUAUAGGUCCACAGUAAAAAUUCCAGGAUAUGCCAUCGAGCACAAACUGUCGCAUCUGCUCGAAAAAUUUACAAGCAUUCCGGACCUAAUAAAUUGUCGCCAAAUAUAUUGUGGGGUUGGUGAUGAAUUAAAAGAAGACCAAUCAGAAAGAAGAGCGAUUUCUGUACUUACACUCUGGGCUGUUUUGUCAUAUCGCAGUGAUUUGGUGAAAAUCCUUUUGAAUUACUCCGAACAACCUAUAUAUUUGGCAGUGGUCUGUUCUGCAGUAUUUAACAGACUGAAAACAUUUGUUGUGGACUUGAAUAUGCAAGAAGAUAUAUCUCAACAAUCAAAGAUGUUAUCGGAGACAGCGAUACAAUUGCUAAGUUAUUGCUACGACAAAGUACCCUGCAGAGCUCUUGCAGUGUUAUGUGCAAAGAGUUCAGUUUGGUCUUACAAACCACUUAUCGAAACUGCAGCUUUUGCUAAAAAUAGAUAUUUCCUGGCCCAUCCUUGUUGCCAAAAAUACUUGGACUGCGUGCUAAUGGGAAAUAUAAACAUAGUAAACCUUCGUUAUGGUGACGUAACUCUCCCACAAUGGUUAAAAUUAAUAUUAUGCACAUUUUUCAUCUUUCCUAUGCUUCUAUGGAUCAAAUUUGAAUCGACAAAUCUGUCUGAAAGCUCAUACCACACGAAAUUUCAUGAUUCAGUCAAGCGAUCUGUAAACGGUAAUUUUUCGGAUGCCGAGAAAAAUCGUAGCUGUGCUAUGGCCAGCUUGUGGAAAUCCCUAUUUAGACUUUGCCAUGUGUAUUUGGACUUUAAUGAUGUUAAUAGACUUAGUGCACCAGUAUAUUUUCUUGCAGUAUCCUAG